AAUAAAGGAGUAUUGACAAAAUUCAUAUGAAAACAAAUGGGCUGGCGAACGAGAUGCAGAUGAGGAGAAGGAGAUGCGGCUGGCGGUUGGUGAGAGCGAGAUGGCGCCGGCAAGGACAAGAUGUGGCUAACGGCGAGAACGACUGGAGACUGGCGACGGCUGUAAUUUUAUUGUGAGAUGCGGCUCUGGUCUCUGGUCUCCAUUGGCGAGAUGCGGCCAAGGAGUCUGGGACUGGGAGGAGCCGACUGACGAAGACACAAAGUGAUGAGAUAAGGAAAACAAGAUGUUGGGGCUCUAGUCUUAGGCUAUAGCUAGCCCAUCAUAGUUUUGCAUUUUUAUAAGAGAGCAGGUGGUAAAGUAAUGGGACUCGGCAGAAGAGAGUAGAAAGAAGCUAAUAAAGUACAUAUAGAAAUACAUAUGUCCAUCUUCAUCGUCAUCACUAUAUAUAAACCCCAAUCCAAGCGGUGGAUAAUAGUAUAGAGAUCUCUAGUUGGCAUCGGAGAUCGAUGAAGAUGGGUUUCAUCAACGCCGCCCUUUUCUUUGCUUCUUUCAUUUUCAUCUCCGCUCUUAUUAUGUCCCCAUCACCUGUGUUGGGUCAAACCGCUCCUCCAUCAGCGACGCCGCCGUUACCUGCUCUGUCUUCUCCUCCGCCGCUCAAGCAGGCGUCUCCUCCCGUCAAGACGACAUAUCCCCCGCCGUCCCCUGUUCCUGCAGUUCCCGUGAAGGCACCACCGUCUGCCCCUCCUCCGCCCCUGUCUCCCCUCAGGACGCCACCCCCAUCUCUGCCCACACCCCUUCCGUCCCCCGUCAAGAAAUACCCUCCGCCGCCACCGUCAACCCCGGCCCAUGCGGCGAGUCCUCCACCGUCGCCUUCUCCUCCUCCUCCUACAAUCUCUCCGUCACCUCAUUUCCCACCACCUAGAAACACGCAAGAGUGCUUGCCGCCGUGCAAGGUGAGGUGCGCGAAGCACUCGAGGCAGAACGUGUGCCUGAGGGCGUGCACGACUUGCUGUCUGCGGUGUAAGUGCGUGCCGCCGGGACAGUACGGCAACAAGGAGAUGUGCGGCAGCUGCUACGCCAACAUGACCACCCGCGGCGGCAGGCCCAAGUGCCCCUAAAAAUUAAAUUUAUUUAAUUACAGUGCUUCGCUGUUCUGUCCUUUAAUUUGUUUCUCCAUGGUUCACGUUUUUACCCCCAUGCACCUUUUGUUUCACCUGUCUACUGUAACUCCUAUGGGACAGAUUUGAUUCAUUAAUGAUCAAGCUGGAUCUACACCUACCUCAUGUUUUCAUGCUGUUUUUUUUUUUUAGUUUCAUUAAAUCGAUUGCUCCAUGUACUGCAAUGUUUAAAUUUUUUACUCAUCUUUCACUAUUAUUCAAAAAAUUACCAGAAUUUUU
This is a messenger RNA of Cuscuta campestris, 1397 nucleotides long. NCBI's taxonomy places the organism in Eukaryota, Viridiplantae, Streptophyta, Magnoliopsida, Solanales, Convolvulaceae. The record is from the annotation of a GenBank genome assembly.